Molecule: messenger RNA, 219 nt
Organism: Strongyloides ratti
Lineage: Eukaryota; Metazoa; Nematoda; Chromadorea; Rhabditida; Strongyloididae
Exons: 2
Coding region: 1-219 (72 amino acids)
Source: RefSeq, a predicted model, not a curated record
AUGGAAAAAACAAUAAAUGCCAUUGAUUCAGCUCCAUUAGAUACAAAAUUUGAAAAUUCCAGAAAAGAAAUAAUAAAUAUUUUGAAAACUAAUGAAUCACCUACAGAAAAAAUUAACAAUAUAAAUCAAUUAAUGAAUCAUACAGAUUUUACAGAGGAAGAACAAGUUCAAUUUUAUAAAACAUUAACUGAUGCUGUUAUGUCAUCAAAAAAUAGUUAA